AUGUUCCUCGCCAAUCUUACAAAACUCAAGAAGCCCUUAAUCCCUCUUAAACCCAAGCUCAGACCCCUCUUGUUCCUCUCUACACACCCACGAAAUCAACUAAACCAAGAACCAGCAACACACCACCAUCAACGACAAAACAUUUGCAUAACAAACAGGCCGUACUGGACCCAAAACAUCCACCACCUCUGCACCAAACACCACAACGUCGAUGAAGCCCUCCGCCUUCUUGACCACCUCCGCCUCCGUGGCUACCUCCCUGACUCCCUCAACCUCAGCAGCAUAAUUCACGGCCUCUGUGAUGCCAACCGCUUCAAUGAAGCCCACCAGCGCCUUACCAUCUUUUUAUCCUCUCUUUGUGUCCCUGAUGAGCGUACUUGUAAUGUACUCAUUGCUCGUUUGCUUCAUUCUAAAGACCCAUUCAGUACUUUGAAUGUUAUUUAUCGUUUGAUUGAAUUUAAGCCUGACUUUGUGCCUUCUUUGAUUAAUUAUAACCGUUUGAUCGAUCAGUUCUGCUCGGUUUCGCGGCCAAAUGUAGCGCACAGGAUGUUGUAUGACAUGAUUAAUAGAGGGCAUUGUCCAAAUAUUGUUAGUUAUACUACUUUGGUUGACGGGUAUUGUAAAAUUGGUGAAAUUUCUGAUGCUUAUAAGUUGUUUGAUGAAAUGGGUGAAUGGGGCGUUGUGCCUAAUUCGCUAACUUAUAGUUUGUUUAUUCGUGGGGUUUUUAGGAAGAGAGAUAUUGAAUGUGGGAAAGAGUUGAUGUGUGAACUCUUUGAGAGAAUGAGAUAUGAAGAGGACCAGUCAGUGAAUAGUGCCGCUUUUGCCAAUCUUGUUGAUUGUUUGUGUAGAGAAGGGCUAUUCACCGACGUUUUCAUGAUUGCCGAGGAAAUGCCACAAGGAAAUAGUGUGAACGAGGAAUUUGCUUAUGGGCAUUUGAUUGAUUCCCUUUGUAAAGUUGGAAGGAGCCACGGUGCUUCCAGGGUUGUUUAUAUAAUGAGGAAGAAAGGGUUUACACCAAGCGUAGUGUCAUAUAAUUCAAUCAUACAUGGGCUUUGUAAGGAAGGGGGUUGCAUGAGAGCUUAUCAGUUGUUAGAGGAAGGGGUUGGAUUUGGUUAUUUGCCGUCUGAGUACACUUACAAGGAUCUGGUAGAAGCACUUUGUCAAGCGAUGGAUCUUAAAAAGGCAAGGGAAGUUUUAAAAUUUAUGUUGAACAAGAAAGGGGUGGAUAGAACUAGGAUUUACAAUAUAUAUUUGAGAGCGCUUUGUCUCUUGAAUAAUCCAACUGAGCUUUUGAAUGUGCUUGUUUCUAUGCUACAAACUAAUUGUCAGCCUGAUGUGAUUACUCUUAACACAGUUAUUAAUGGGUUUUGCAAGAUGGGAAGAGUUGAAGAAGCUUUGAAGGUUCUAAAUGAUAUGAUGACAGGGAAAUUUUGUGCCCCUGAUGCUGUGACCUUCACUACCAUCAUAAGUGGCUUAUUAAAUGUUGGAAGAAGUCAAGAAGCUCGCAAUUUAUUGCUUCAAAUGCUUGAAAAGGGUAUCAGUCCUGGUGUUGUGACAUAUAAUGCAGUUCUUCGUGGUUUGUUUAAACUUCAGUCAAGAAAUGAGGCAAUGGGCGUUUUUGAUGAAAUGAUAACUGAUGGUGUAGCUGCCAGCAGUACAACUUACAGUAUAAUAGUCGAGGGAUUAUGUGAGUCUGGCCAAAUAGACGGGGCUAAGAAGUUCUGGGAUGAGGUUAUUUGGCCAUCAAAAAUCCAUGACGAUUUUGUUUAUGCAGCCAUUCUUAAAGGGCUUUGCCGCUCAGGCCACUGGAAUGAGGCCAUGCAUUUUCUUUAUGAAUUAGUAGACUCUGGGGUCAAUCCUAAUAUUGUAAGCUAUAACAUCGUGAUUGACAGCGCUUGCAAGUUAGGCAUGAAAAGAGAAGCUUACCAAAUUGUAGGAGAAAUGCAAAAGAAUGGGUUGGCCCCAGAUGCUGUAACGUGGCGGAUUCUUGAUAAAUUUCAUGGACAUGUGAAGAAUUGA
Dovyalis caffra is the source of this 2019-nucleotide messenger RNA. NCBI's taxonomy places the organism in Eukaryota, Viridiplantae, Streptophyta, Magnoliopsida, Malpighiales, Salicaceae. The record is from the annotation of a GenBank genome assembly.